This is a messenger RNA of Meira miltonrushii, 1876 nucleotides long. RefSeq names its product PLP-dependent transferase. The record is from RefSeq and is a predicted model, not a curated record. Gene Ontology annotation, biological process: biosynthetic process. Lineage: Eukaryota; Fungi; Basidiomycota; Exobasidiomycetes; Exobasidiales; Brachybasidiaceae. Gene Ontology annotation, molecular function: pyridoxal phosphate binding; transaminase activity. The coding region runs from base 77 to 1621 and encodes 514 amino acids. The transcript has a single exon.
CUCGAGAUAAAGAUUAGAAAGAUAAUGAAUACAUUCAACCCUUUCCUCACAACCACAACAACUACAUCAAUCCAUCAUGGCAGCUGCUAGUGUAGAAGCCGCAACGGCUCAUAGCAACGGAAUCAGCAAUGGAAGUGCAAUCAAAGGAUCCUCCGCUUCGAAAUCUAUCAUAGCCAGUAAAGGUCCUGGUUUGAAUCAUCAAGCUUUGAUCUCAGAAAGUUCUCUACGUAGACCUCAAAGCCCAAUUCGUUCACUAUUCCCAGCCGAAAGUAUACCCGGAAUGAUUUCAUUCUUGGCCGGAAAGCCAAAUGCAACCACAUUCCCAUUUGCAAACAUUUCCAUGACACUCAAAAGUGAGGCAGAGGCGGGUACCUCAGCUGAUGGAACACCCACGCAGCUCACCAUUGAAGGCGAUGAACUCAAUCUGGCAUUACAAUACGGCCUCACGCCUGGACUGCCUCCAUUCAAGAAAUGGUUGACAGAAUUCCAAUCGCGCUACAAUAACCGUCCGAUCGUCAAUCCUGGUGAUGCGGUAAAAGAUGGUCAACAUCCAUGGACAGUACACGUAGGCAAUGGUAGUCAAGACUUGCUGUCAAAAGUCUUCAACACAUUAUUGAAUCCGGGUGAUUCUUGUUUGGUGGAACGUCCAGUGUAUGCUGGUGUAAUGCCGAAUUUGGUCGUCUUAGAAUCAGACAUUGUAGCAGUAGAGGCAGACGAAGAAGGAAUGUCACCCGUAUCACUUGAGAACAUUCUUGCAAAUUGGACAACAGCCGAAGCAACAAAGGGCAAGAAGUUCCCCAAAUUCGUUCUCACCACACCCACAGGUGCUAAUCCCUCAGGAACGACUGCAUCAGAACAGAGAAAGCGGGAUGUAUUACGAAUUAUUCGACAAUACGGUAUCCUUCUAAUUGAAGACGAUCCAUACUUGAUGUUGGCUUUCAAAGGUUUGGGAGAAGAUAAGCCUGAAACAAGAAAGCGUUGCCGCACUUAUUGGAGUUUGGAAAACGAUGACGCCAAAGAGUAUGGAACAGGAUGGGUAGUGCGUGUAGACAGUUUCUCAAAAGUCCUAUCUGCGGGUAUCCGAAUGGGAUUCAUGACGGGACCGCCAACGAUUAUGCAUUAUAUCGAAUCAGAGACCGCAGUGAUAAACUUGCAAGCUUCUGGUGUCGCUCAAAUUAUUACGUUCAAAUUGCUGCAAUUUUGGGGUUAUGAGGGAUUUUUGCGUCAUGCCGAUGCAACGGCCGAAUUUUAUCGUAAGAGAAGGGAUAAUUUCGAAAUGAAAGCACGUAAAGUUCUGGGAGAAGAUAGUGGAAAAGGACAAAAAAGUGUUGCAACAUGGAUCACACCCGUUGCAGGAAUGUUUUUGUGGCUACGAUUGAAACUACCACCAAGUGUCAACUCCGCCGAAGGGGAUUCAUUUGCUCUCAUUCGAGAGAAGGCGCACGAUAAGGGCGUUUUAGCUGUUCCUGGAAUGAGCUUCAUGCCCGAUGGAAAAACUACAUGUUAUGUUCGCACAAGUUUCAGUUUGAUCCCUGAGGAGGAUGUCGAAGAAGGCCUAUCACGUUUACGAGCUGUUAUUGAAGAAGCAUGGAAGGAAUCUGGACAAGAGAUGCCUGCUUGAAACGUUCAAGCUGAUGUAUAAUUAUGCACUUCCAAUCUUAACACUAAAAUGCUAAACAGGUGCGAAUUGUAAUUUUUCGGCUCAAAGCGGAAUAUUGUUCUACAUGACGGCAAUCAGCGUUCCGCGUUUCAAAUGAUUGCUUGAUCAAUAAUAAAUCGGAAAAUAAUCGACUCUUUGGCAAAUAACUAUUUUGACAGCGGAUUCCCCGUCUCAGCUCGACGCCCGAUUAUUGGGCUGCACUUUUCGCGGACCGUU